UCUAGUUGCUGCAAUCUUACACAUUAUAUUAUUAUUUUGUAUAAUGUUUGUUUUUUUAUAUGUAGUCAUUUCAACAUGAGUUCCGGAGCUACUUCAAGCAAAUCAAAAAAAGCUGGAAGGGGCCAAAACAAGCGUUUCUGGACAACCAAGGAAGAUGAUGUAUUGGUCAGUUCUUUAUUGGAACUCUACCAUGAUCCUAAGUGGCGUGCGGAUACUGGCUUCAAAAAUGGUUACUUGCAGAAAUUACAAGAUAUGAUAGAAGCCAAACUUCCAAACUGUGGGAUACUGGCAAAUCCACACAUUGAAUCAAGAAUAAAGACAUUGAAAGGGAAAUAUGUUGCAUUAAGCGAAGCAUUAUCUCAGAGUGGUUUUGGAUGGAAUGAAGAAGCAAUGAUGUUGGAUUGUGAAAGAAGUGUAUUCGAUGAGUGGGCAAAGAACAAAAAGGAUGCAAAAGGUUUGUAUGGUAAACCAUUUGAACAUUAUUAUGCCCUUGGAGAGAUAUAUGGAAAAGAUCGUGCAAUGGGAACAAAUGAUGGAAAUGCUGAAGAUGAUGAAGAAGAAGUUAGGGAAGAGGAUGCAAGCAUGAAUCAAGAGGUUGUACGAGCUGAUGACUUUUUUGAACAAAUGAACAUGACUACUGAUGGUGGAUCUCAGUAUAGGGGAUCACAGUUUGAGGGGCUUGGUGAAACGGAAGAUAAUGAUACAUCUUUUAUACAACCAAGUCCUCCCCAACCACCAAGUGCCAAGCAACGUGCCAAACAGCAGAGGUCAACUCAAGAUGUAACAAAUGCUCCAAAUAAUACUCGUAGAAAGGCAAGAGCUUUGGAUGAUAUGGCUAAAAAAUUUGGAGUGAUCACUGAAGCCGUUGCAGGAAUGGCUCCAAAGUUUGAAGGCUUGAUUAAUGUUCUCUCAACAGAUAAGGAUCUUGCUGAUAUGCAAGGCAAACUUGGUGGUGAGCUGAGGAAAAUGGAUUUCCUAUCUCCAUUGCAGGUAUUUCACGUCACCAACAAAUUAGCUAAAGAGCAUGACUUGUUGAGGGUCUUCUUCACCAUGACUGAUAAGGAAAAGAAGGAUUACAUAAUCAACCUUCUGCAAUAUGGCCUACAGUGAAUGGAUGCUUGGACUUAGUUUUUUCUUUUGUGGAUGCUUCACUAGUGUAUUGGAGAUUAUAACUUGUUCAGACUGAUGGUUCAAUUUCUACUUUGAGGGAUUGUAUGGUACUAUGGUUACUAUUUUGCUAAAUUGGUACUAUGGUGGUAUUUCAAGUUAUUCGAAAUUGGUACUCGGUGUUAUUUCCUUCUA
Rosa chinensis is the source of this 1302-nucleotide messenger RNA. RefSeq lists its product as uncharacterized. Lineage: Eukaryota; Viridiplantae; Streptophyta; Magnoliopsida; Rosales; Rosaceae. The transcript is spliced from 2 exons. Bases 76 to 1110 code for a protein of 344 amino acids. The record is from RefSeq and is a predicted model, not a curated record.